Coniosporium apollinis CBS 100218 is the source of this 2820-nucleotide messenger RNA. RefSeq lists its product as uncharacterized. Lineage: Eukaryota; Fungi; Ascomycota; Dothideomycetes. The coding region runs from base 1 to 2820 and encodes 939 amino acids. The transcript has a single exon. The record is from RefSeq and is a predicted model, not a curated record. Gene Ontology annotation, biological process: response to starvation; autophagy. Gene Ontology annotation, cellular component: cytoplasm.
AUGCCUAAUCAACACCCGCUUCCACACCAACCGCAGCCGCAUUUCUACGGAGCACCUGAGAUCGACUUUGGCCUUCCCAGCGCGCUCCGUGAAGGCCUUGUGCCGGGCGGGAAGUCAUAUGCAUGCAUGUGGGAUUCGCUGGGCAAAGCGAACUGUGGAUCAGCUCAGAAAGCACAGAACGUACUCCUGGUUGGAUCAGAGGGGGGAUUCGAGGUCUACAAGGUUGGCCGUGGUUCGAUUGACGUGAUUGGUAGCCUCGACGACUUGCAUGGAAGUGUCAUCCGAGCGAAGAUCCUUCCCUGGCUUCGUCGCGAGGAUCCUCUUGCCUCGCUGCGUCCACUUGUGGCUCUAGUCAUCCAUGGUCCAGUAGUCGAAGACCCGAAGGCUGCGCCGAAUUUGAGCAGCUCUUCCUCUGCUGUUACGGACGACAAUGGGAGUUCUUCGAGUCCACCGACAAGGCCCGCUUCGAACCAUAGUGAGGCUGUCCCGGCUCGCAUAACCCAUUACCAGACUCGAGUUGAGGUCUACUCCCUGAAAGAGCACAAGCACGUUGCAACUCUGUACAAGAGCCAACCGAUUCCUCUGGCAACGCCGAUUGACAACCGCGCCUUCGAACCGCCACCACCAGCCGAUCAGCUCACCGUGGAUGCUAACGGCGACUUCAUGGUUGUGGCUUCCGGCAACAGCGGCGAGCUUUUCGUCUUUGCACUUUCUGAAAAGGUGGACCCGGAACAUCCAGAGCAGUUCCGAUGUAUAGGAAAAACUUGGACUACGGUGCAGGUCCGGGAGCACGCUUCAGUGUCUAGUGCUUCCAGUUCGACAGAUAUCAAUAGCCACGAAGGAGACGUCAGUGGCCAGCAUCGCAUCCCUCUCUUUUCGCUCAGCCAGCGCUGGCUUGCGACCGUGCCUCCGGCCACAUCCUCGAUCCAAUCCUCGAACGGCACGGCGUUGGUGUCUAAAAAGUAUCCCAGACCUCUGGGUAUAACUUCUCACGCUGCGCCUCCUCAGCCGGCCCCGAACUGCAUUGUCGACGCGCCAGAUCCUCCCCCUCUCCUCCAGCGUGCGGUUAAAGAAGGUACCCAGCAGCUGUUGAAAGGUGCGCGCUGGGCGACCGCCCAGGGUAAGCAAGCCUGGACGAAAUACUGGGCUCCAUCACCUACGCCUAGCGGCCAGAUCGGAGGUUCGAACGGUUAUGCCGCAGGUUAUGCAGCCGGCCAGCAGGCUGCCCAGUUUCCACCGACACACGGUCAUUGGUCUCUUCCGGUGCUUAGCGACGAUCCGCCUCUUGUAUCAAUUUUGGAUCUGCGCAAACUCCACGAGGCACCGUUGAAGAAAGAUCGGCAUGGCCUGACUCCUAAGGCGACAUUCGCUUCUGCGCUAGGGUGCAGCUUUUUGUCUUUUGCGCCGAAUGGGUUAAUGCUAUUCAUGGCCAGCAAGAAGGGUGAUCAUCAAUUCGUGUACGAGUUGAAGCCGGCAAUGCAUUCGAGGCCCAUCCGUCUCGUCAAGGGAUCACCGCCUGGAGCGUAUGUGAGGGAGGCUACUCGCUUUGAGCGUGUCACUGUCGCGAAUGUGGUUGAUGUUGUGUGGUCGGAGCCAGAGGGCCUUUGUUUGGCAGUUUUGACCGACAAAGGAACCGUUCAUGUCCACGAGCUUUUGACCUCCGCUUUCAACUGGCCUCCGCCAAGACGUCCUCGACCAGUCAAAGCAGCGCCUAAGGCGGAUCCGAAUAACGAUGGCGAAGAUCAGACCCAGCGUAAGAACUGGGGUGGUAUCGGCUCUGCCAUGCAAGCAAUCAACGAGGGUGCACGCACUGUCUCUACUGCCGUUCGGACUGGUAGCGCAAGUGGUGGGCCCGGCUUGCCUGCUGCUGGUCUUCGCAUGACUUCGGCCGCUGGGGCGAAAGGAGCAAAGGCAGUUGCGGCUGGAAUCACCAAGUCUUUGGGUGCAGCGUCGAAAGGUGUAAAGUCUCUUCGCCAUGCUGGCAACAACAAGCUGCAUCUGCCGUCGCUUGUGAACGGGGUCUUGCCGGGUAGUGUGCGUUGGAUGACUGGGAACCAUCGCGGUCACGUCGGGCUCGUUGCUGGAGGAGAUCUCGUGAUCUACGCCGUAAGUCACAAGAUUUUCGUCCGAGCUACCAGCAACGGCAUCAACAAGGCCAGCACCACCAAAGUCAAACGCUACCGCGGCCUCCUCUCAGAGCGUCAAGUCACCAGUUACACGCUCCCAAAAAUCAAGGACUCGCUCCUGCCACCCGCAAUCGCCACGAUGUUGGACCGCAAGGACAACGAGGCCGCCAACAUCCCACCUAAGGUUGACGGUCACUUCACUCUCAAGAAGCCGGCUGUUUCCAAGGGCAAGCAGCCCAUCAAGCGCCGCACUCACCCUCUGGCACAAGCCGAGCUCGAGACUUGCGCCCCUUUCGAGCCUUUCCACCUCGAUAGACGCGUCAAACUCUUCACAUACGACACCAGCGGCAUGGUCAACGAAAAUGGCGAGCCGCAAACCCAGGAGCAAAUCAUCAAGUCCUUCCAUCACGUGAAUGACGACUCCCCCUGGUGCUUCGGAGGAGACAUCCCUACCGCCAAAGUCACUCUCACAGCCUGCCACCCGUCGAAAUCCGUCACGGGUGCUCACUUUGAAGGGGAAGAGUCGCUUAACGCGGCGGUAGACUGCCUCACGCUUGGAGGAGGAGGAGACGGCGAGGACAUGGAGGUGGUCAUCACGACGCGUCAUCGGCGCCCGAGGGGUGGGCAGGAGGGCGACGAUGGGUUUUUCGAGGACGACUGCGAGGUCUUGGACCUUGCGGAGGAUAGGGUGUAG